Electrophorus electricus (electric eel) is the source of this 777-nucleotide messenger RNA. It is a transcript of the gene gjb9b, whose product is annotated as gap junction protein beta 9b. Lineage: Eukaryota; Metazoa; Chordata; Actinopteri; Gymnotiformes; Gymnotidae. The record is from RefSeq and is a predicted model, not a curated record. Gene Ontology annotation, cellular component: connexin complex. Gene Ontology annotation, molecular function: gap junction channel activity. Gene Ontology annotation, biological process: cell-cell signaling.
GCAGUAAAGAUGAACUGGGCUUCCCUGCAGGAUGUGUUCAGUGGAGUCAGCAAGUACUCCACAGCAUUUGGUCGCAUGUGGAUCUCCAUAGUUUUCAUCUUUCGCACCCUGGUGUUUGUGGUGGCUGUGCAGCAGGUGUGGAAUGACGAAGCCAGCUUCAUGUGCAACACAGACCAACCAGGCUGCACCAAUGUCUGCUACAACCUCAUUUUCCCCAUCUCCCACAUCCACUUGUGGGCCCUGCAGCUCAUCUUUAUAACAUGCCCAUCUCUCUUAGUGGUGGGUCAUGUCAAGCUCUGUGAGCAUAAGGGUUACUAUGUCAAUCCGGGUAAGAAGCAUGGAGGCCUGUGGUGGACAUACCUGUUCAGUCUGAUAUUUAAAGUAGCCAUUGAUGCUGGCUUUCUCUACAUCAUCCACUAUAUCUACCAAGGAUUUGGGUUGCCUAAUCUCUCAAAGUGCAGCCUGUCUCCUUGCCCUAAUGUAGUGGACUGCUUCAUUUCUCAACCUACUGAGAAAAAGAUCUUCACCUUCUUCAUGGUGACCACUUCUGCUUUGUGCAUCCCAAUAUGCAUUGUUGAGAUUAUCUACCUGGUUGCUAUGCAUAUUAUUUUAACACAACACAGACUCUUGUUCUUUACUGACAGGGCAGUUCUACUGCUAAUGGAUGUUUUCAUGACCACCUAAGCAUCUUUAGGUUGACUGGAAGAAUGCAAUUGAUUAAACCAGUAAUGCAAUAACAAAUCAGCUUCUCUAUGUGGAAAUUCAUUAAAAGACAGA